Messenger RNA from Lathyrus oleraceus (garden pea), 1973 nucleotides. Its product is annotated as protein PSK SIMULATOR 1. NCBI's taxonomy places the organism in Eukaryota, Viridiplantae, Streptophyta, Magnoliopsida, Fabales, Fabaceae. The record is from RefSeq and is a predicted model, not a curated record. The coding region runs from base 335 to 1804 and encodes 489 amino acids. The transcript has a single exon. Gene Ontology annotation, biological process: positive regulation of growth.
AACUGCAUGUGAUAUUUUUAACUUUUAAAUACUAGUACUUUAUUAUAUUCAUCUUCACUCACUUGCACUUGCCUCAGUCACUUCUUGCUCCUCUCUCUCUCUUUGUCUCCCUAUCUCAACAAUUCCGGUAUAUAUCAACCUUUCUUCAUCAAACACCCCACGAGCCUCUCCCAACAUUUUCAAUCUCUCUCACAACACCAAAACAAAACCUCCCCACUCUUCAAUUAUUCUCAUUCUUUCUCUCUUAGACAUUUUCACAAACACAUGCUGCUCAUUAUUUCUCACCUAUAGAUUAGAUUCAACCUUUCAAACCCAACAACACACAAACCAAUUCAUGGCUCUUGAAACACUCCUCUUCAAGGUCAAAACCGCCAUUUCAAACAGCUUCGACUCUGUUCCACCCAAACUUCUCAAGAAGAAAACCACUUCAUUCAAGAAACCAAAAAGAUACGUCGCCGUUUUAGCCUUCGAGAUCGCGGGUGUUAUGUCGAAGCUUCUUCAUCUUUAUCAAUCUCUCUCCGAUGCUACCAUCGUGAGAAUCCGAAACGACGCCGUUACGCUUGAAGGUGUUCGGAAGAUUAUCUCCAAUGAUGAAUCUUUCUUGCUCGGACUCGCUUGCGCCGAGUUUACCGAGGCCCUUCGAGUCGUUGCUAACUCGGUUACCCGACUCAGUCAACGCUGCGAGGAUCAUAAUCUCCGGGAUUUUCACCGGGCUUUCCUCGAGUUUGCUGAUUCGGGCCGUGAUUCAAACGGGUGGGCUCUCUCUGGGCCGAAGGAAACUGAAGGUAAGUUCAGGAAAAUGGAACGUUACGUGAUGCUUACGGCAAGUUUGCACCGUGAAAUGGAGGAGCUUUCUGUUUUGGAAAAUGGGUUCAGAAAAGCUUUGAAUUUGAAUCAUCAUCAUCAUCAUCGUCGUAAUAGUAGCAGUGAAGGAAAUGAAGGUUCUCUGGGUGUUGGGAAAGAGCAGAAAAUAUAUGAACUUCAGCAGAAGAUUUGUUGGCAGAAACAAGAGGUGAAGGAUCUGAAAGAUAGGUGUUUGUGGAGUAGAAGUUUCGAUGGGGUUGUUUUAUUACUUGUGAGGUUUUGUUUCACUGUUUUAGCAAGGAUUAAGGUUGUUUUUGGGAUUGGUCAUUCUGUGCCUUGUUUGUCACCUAGUUUGUCAACUUCUGCAACAGUUUAUCCCUCUGAUCAGAAUUCCAAUUCUUGUCAUAAAUUCGCUUCUGGGUCAUUGGAAAUCUCAGAGCUUGAAGAGAUCAAAGAACGUUUUGGAAGUGGGUUUUUUGAGUCUAACUCCAAGCUUUUGAAGCCACCUCCUAGUACUUUAGGUGCUUCAGCUUUGGCUUUUCACUAUGCUAACUUGAUCAUAGUGUUGGAGAAGAUGAUAAAGACACCUCAUUUGAUUGGUUUGGAUGCAAGAGAUGAUUUGUAUGGCAUGUUACCUAGCAGCAUAAGGUCAGGUCUGAGGACUAGGUUGAAAGGAAUUGGGUUUUGUGCAAGUGAUCCUGUUCUUGCAGGUGAAUGGAAGGAUGCUUUGGGGAGGAUAUUAGGGUGGUUAUCACCUUUGGCACAUAACAUGAUCAAGUGGCAGAGUGAAAGAAGCUUUGAGCAGCACAAUUUGGUGCCUAAGACUAAUGUUUUGCUUCUGCAGACUUUGUUUUUUGCAAACAAAGACAAGACUGAGGCUGCAAUAACUGAGUUGCUUGUUGGGUUGAACUAUAUUUGGAGGUUUGAGAGGGAAAUGACUGCUAAGGCUUUGUUUGAAUGUGCUAAUUUCAAUGGUUUUAUUAAAUCUGCAAAAACAUAGUUAAUUAAUGAGAUUGGUUUUUAAUUUUCAUGUCCUUUGAAUUCUUCUUACUUCCAUGAUAGGGGUUUUAAUUUUGCUACUUUAAAGGGUUUGUUUUGCUUCUAAGUAAACACAGCACUCUGUAAGUGUAUAGAAUGUAAAUGAUGUUAUAUGUCUUUUUCUAGUUAAA